Messenger RNA from Nicotiana tabacum (common tobacco), 2779 nucleotides. RefSeq names its product beta-galactosidase 13-like. Gene Ontology annotation, molecular function: hydrolase activity, hydrolyzing O-glycosyl compounds; carbohydrate binding. The record is from RefSeq and is a predicted model, not a curated record. Gene Ontology annotation, biological process: carbohydrate metabolic process. NCBI's taxonomy places the organism in Eukaryota, Viridiplantae, Streptophyta, Magnoliopsida, Solanales, Solanaceae.
GAAAUCAAGACAGCUAGUUUGGUACCUCCUCCAGUAUAAGGAAGAGGUGCCUUUUAGCUUUCUGUCUUCUUCUCCUUUCUUGUCCUUGCACUUUCACUCAUCGUAAUAAUUCUAAAAAAAAAAAAGCAAAAUACACAACAAUAUGGCGAUAUUAAGUCGGUUACUGUCGUUAGCCCUUCUCUCCUUGUUGGUUUCUUCUGCAAUCGGAGAAAAAACUAAAGGUGUUACCUAUGAUGGUCGUUCAAUGAUCGUCAAUGGUGAAAGGGAAUUGCUCUUUUCUGGUUCCAUUCAUUAUCCUCGUAUGCCUCCUGAGAUGUGGCCAGACAUCAUCAGGAAAGCUAAGGAAGGAGGUCUGAACCUAAUCCAGACUUAUGUUUUCUGGAAUAUUCACGAGCCCGUUCAAGGCCAGUUCAAUUUUGAAGGAAAUUAUGACGUGGUGAAAUUCAUCAAGGCAAUUGGUGAACAAGGCUUGUAUGUAACCCUCAGGAUUGGACCAUAUAUUGAGGCUGAAUGGAAUCAAGGAGGAUUCCCGUACUGGCUAAGGGAGGUUCCAAAUAUCACAUUCCGUUCUUAUAACGAACCAUUCAUCCACCACAUGAAAAAGUACUCAGAGAUGGUCAUUGAUUUGAUGAAAAAGGAAAAGUUGUUUGCUCCCCAAGGAGGCCCCAUCAUCAUGGCUCAGAUCGAAAACGAGUACAACAAUGUACAACUAGCAUACAGAGACAAUGGGAAGAAAUAUGUAGAAUGGGCUGCUAACAUGGCUACUGGAUUAUACAAUGGUGUCCCUUGGAUCAUGUGCAAGCAAAAGGAUGCCCCUGCCCAAGUGAUCAACACUUGCAAUGGAAGGCAUUGUGCAGAUACUUUCACAGGUCCAAAUGGUCCCAACAAACCUUCUUUGUGGACUGAAAACUGGACUGCCCAAUAUAGGACUUUUGGAGACCCACCAUCACAAAGAGCAGCAGAAGAUAUUGCAUUUUCUGUAGCUCGUUUCUUUGCUAAAAACGGAACCCUUACAAACUAUUACAUGUACUAUGGUGGAACCAACUAUGGAAGAACUGGCUCUUCUUUCGUAACAACUCGUUACUAUGACGAAGCUCCCCUCGACGAAUUUGGUUUGUAUAGGGAACCAAAAUGGAGUCAUUUGAGAGAUUUGCACAGAGCUUUAAGACUAUCAAGAAGGGCUCUCCUUUGGGGAACUCCCUCUGUACAAAAGAUUAACCAACACCUUGAGAUUACAGUUUAUGAGAAGCCUGGAACUGAUUGUGCUGCAUUUUUAACCAAUAACCACACAACUUUACCUGCCACAAUUAAGUUCAGGGGUAGAGAAUAUUACUUACCUGAGAAAUCUGUUAGCAUUCUCCCUGAUUGCAAGACUGUUGUCUACAACACUCAAACGAUUGUCUCUCAACAUAAUUCAAGGAAUUUCCUCCCAUCAGAGAAAGCAAAGAAUCUUAAAUGGGAAAUGUACCAAGAAAAAGUCCCAACCAUUAGUGAUUUGUCACUUAAGAACAGGGAACCUUUGGAACUUUAUAGUUUAACAAAGGAUACCUCAGAUUAUGCUUGGUACAGUACAAGUAUCAACUUUGAUCGCCAUGACUUGCCUAUGAGACCUGAUAUCCUCCCCGUCCUCCAAAUCGCAAGUAUGGGACAUGCAUUGUCUGCGUUUGUUAAUGGCGAAUUUGUUGGGUUUGGACAUGGUAACAACAUUGAGAAGAGCUUUGUUUUCCAGAAGCCUGUCAUCUUGAAACCUGGAACUAACACCAUCUCAAUUUUGGCCGAGACAGUGGGCUUCCCGAAUAGUGGAGCCUACAUGGAAAAGAGGUUUGCUGGACCUAGAGGUAUAACGGUUCAAGGUUUGAUGGCUGGUACACUCGAUAUAACCCAAAACAACUGGGGACAUGAGGUUGGUGUAUUUGGAGAAAAAGAGCAAUUAUUUACUGAAGAGGGUGCAAAGAAAGUAAAAUGGACUCCUGUAAAUGGUCCUACUAAAGGAGCUGUUACUUGGUAUAAGACCUACUUCGAUGCCCCAGAAGGCAACAACCCAGUGGCCUUGAAAAUGGACAAAAUGCAAAAGGGUAUGAUGUGGGUCAAUGGUAAUAGCCUUGGUCGUUAUUGGUCAUCUUUCCUCUCUCCUCUUGGACAGCCCACUCAGUUCGAGUACCAUAUUCCAAGAGCUUUCUUGAAACCAACGAACAAUCUUCUAGUCAUCUUUGAGGAAACCGGUGGUCACCCUGAAACCAUUGAAGUACAAAUAGUAAACAGAGACACAAUUUGCAGCAUCAUUACUGAAUACCAUCCUCCUCAUGUCAAAUCAUGGGAAAGAUCCGGUACUGAUUUCGUCGCGGUCGUAGAAGAUCUCAAGUCAGGAGCACACUUAACUUGCCCCAGCAACAAAAUUAUUGAAAAAGUUGAGUUUGCUAGUUAUGGUAAUCCAGAUGGUGCAUGUGGAAACUUGUACAAUGGAAAUUGCACUUCUAUUAAUAGUCUCAAAGUUGUAGAAAAAUAUUGCUUAGGCAAAAAUACAUGCACAGUUCCAAUUGAGAGAGAAGUAUAUGACGAGGCGAGCAAGGACCCAUGCCCUAAUAUUUUCAAGACAUUGGCUGUUCAAAUGAAGUGUGGGAAUAAGAAUUAGGGCCAUAUAUAUAGGCUGAAAGUUUGGCUAUAACAUAUAUUAAAUGUAUAUACUAGACUUUAUGCCUUGUAUUCACAGCUUCAAUUUGUUUUGUAUUACUUCAAAUAAAACACAAUAUUUCAGCAAUAUUAGUCUUUGAUUUAUUUA